UUUUCUUUUUGGUUACAUAGUCCAUACAGAUGAAUUUGAAUUUGGGUCCUCGAGUGCUAGGAAGAAGAGUACUCUCUUAACCAACUUAUAGACAUGAACUCACGAAACACAUACAGUUCAGAUCCAACAACCAACAGACUGCAAGGGCAGUAAAUACAAGCAAAGGGCCAAUGUGUAGUGCAAUUAAGGCCCAACUAACAAGGUUUAACAGAAGUUUUAACUUCCACCCAACCUAUUCAUUUACCAUAAUCCCCAAACUCAAACACAACUUGAAUACUCCUCCCUUCCCUAUAUCUUUGUAGAGAGAGGAUACAAAUCUAGAGAGAGAAAGAGACCAGACCAAACCAGAAAUGGAGGGUGAAAUCUACAACUUCAUCAAGGUAUGUUUCCUAGCCAACAUAUCUCUGUGUUAUUGUUUCUACAUAUCAUCCAGAAUCCCAAAGGGCAUCCUCAGGCUCCUCUCUCUCCUCCCCAUCCUCUACCUCUUCAUCCUCCUCCCCUUAAACCUCCAUUCCUUCCACCUUGGUGGGCCCACCACCUUCUUGCUCGUCUGGCUUGCCACCUUUAAGCUCCUCCUCUUCUCCUUUGAUCAUGGCCCUCUAUCUUCUCCACCCCCACUACCCCUCUUCCAAUUCAUCUCCCUAGCUAUCCUCCCAAUCAAAAUCAAGCAAAACCCACCUCAAAAAUCACCCUCAAAUCAGAACCCAGAUCACAAAAUCCCCCCAAACGCCACAAAAUCAGACAACACAAGUUACCCAAUUGGUAAAAAGUCAAUUCUGUUUGCUGUAAAAGCCUUGCUUUUGGCUUUGGUCGUCGGAUCAUAUGACUAUAGGCAACAUUUACACCCGUAUGUUAUAUUGGCUUUGUACUGCUGCCACCUGUACCUGGGGCUAGAAAUUUUGCUACCCCUGUUUGCGACCCCGGCUCGAGCCGUUUUUGGAUUUGAGCUCGAGCCGCAUUCCAACGAGCCUUACCUUUCCACUUCGCUUCAAGACUUUUGGGGCCGUAGAUGGAACCUCAUGGUCACAAAGAUUUUACGACCCACUACGUACUACCCCGUACGCAAUGUUUUCACGCGUGUAGUCGGGCCUCGAUUGGCCCGAUUUCUCGCUAUGAUGUCCACUUUUGUGGUCUCAGGUCUAAUGCACGAGGUGAUUUAUUACUAUCUGGCACGUGUGCCUCCGACGUGGGAAGUGACAUGGUUCUUUGUGCUGCAUGGGGUGUGUGUGGCAAUCGAGGUGGAGGUCAAGAAGGCAGUGGCCAACAGGUGGCGGUUAAAACCGGUUGUUUCGUGGCCGUUGACGUUGUUGUUCUUGGCUGUGACGGCCAAUUGGCUGUUCUUCCCUCAGCUGCUUAGAAAUGGCGUGGAUGUGAAGGCUAUAAAUGAGUAUCCAGUUAUGGUGGAUUUUGUCAAGUCCCACCUGCCCUUAAACUUUAAUUGGUGGAAAAGUUAGUUGAUACACGAAUAAUUUGUAGGUUACUUUGAUGAAAAGACCUAUUGGUUCAACUUAUUUGUUUUUUUAAUGAAAGUACUAUCAUAAAUCUUCUCUCUUUUAAUUUGUCGUAUGAGAUAUGAAUUCAGAAGUUUCCUUUGAGAAAGCAAGUUCAAGUGUACGAAAUGACACUAUAAAUCUAUUACUGUAUACAACAAUCGCUUCAUAGUUCCUAGCCAAGCUCGUAUUGGCGGACAA
Messenger RNA from Malus domestica (apple), 1691 nucleotides. RefSeq names its product long-chain-alcohol O-fatty-acyltransferase-like. NCBI's taxonomy places the organism in Eukaryota, Viridiplantae, Streptophyta, Magnoliopsida, Rosales, Rosaceae. Gene Ontology annotation, biological process: lipid metabolic process. The record is from RefSeq and is a predicted model, not a curated record.